Diabrotica virgifera virgifera (western corn rootworm) is the source of this 471-nucleotide messenger RNA. RefSeq lists its product as uncharacterized. The transcript has a single exon. Lineage: Eukaryota; Metazoa; Arthropoda; Insecta; Coleoptera; Chrysomelidae. The record is from RefSeq and is a predicted model, not a curated record. Bases 1 to 471 code for a protein of 156 amino acids.
AUGUUACCUUGGUUGAACAAGCAUCCUUUAAUUUCAGAUAAUUUAGUUGUCGCUAGAAGAAGGUUAGAUACUACUUUAAAUAAGUUGAAAAAUUCCAAUUUGUUUGAAUCGUAUAAUUUAAUAUUCAAUGAGUGGUUGAACGAGGGUGUGAUCGAAAUAGUAAAUAAUCCCGAAGAGAAUAAUUGUGUGCACUAUUUGCCUCACAGGCCCGUUAUUAAAAAUACUAGCGAAACCAAGAAAAUUAGGCCAGUCUUUGAUGCAUCAUCUCAUGAACAGAGUCGUCCUUCUUUGAACCAGUCUUUAGAGGUAGGGCCUAAUCUUAUUGAACUUAGUCCUUCUGUGUUAUUACGGUUCAGACAACAAAAAAUAGGUGUUGUGCCGGAUAUUCGAAAGGCUUUUCUUCGAACUUCUGUACAUUCGAAGGACAGAGAUUUUUUGAAGUUCCUAUGGGUAAACAAUGAAGGAAAAUAA